CUGCCCAACCCGCGGGUGCGCUUCCGCACGGCCGCCACGGCCAUGGUGGCGCGGCCCUCGCCGUGCGGCGCCGCCGCCGAGUUCAAGAUCGCCCGCUUCUCCGUCAUCCCGGCGCUGCGCGACCGCCUCCGGUGCGAGGUGUUCGACUCGCGGCGGUUCGCGUGGCGCCGCGCCGCGGACGUGCCGGUGUGCCCGGCGUCGCUCGAGCCCUCGGCGCCCGCCGUGAGCGCCCACGGCGCCGAGCACUGGCUCCGGUGGCCCGACCGGGCGACGGGCGCGCAGGACGUGUUCGCGUUCGACCUCCGGACCGAGGCGUGGCGGCUGGUCCCGCUGCCGCGGGAGGUGGACGAGAGGGACGACCCCUGGGCGCGGAAGCAGAUAUCGGCCGUGGAGGGGAGGCUGUGCCUGAUGGUGACCACGGAGGCCGGCGUGGCGGACGAGGAGGUGCUGGAGGUGUGGGAGAUGGCCGGGUACGUGGAGGGGAGGUGGGAGAAGAAGAUGAGGGUGAGCUUGAAGAGCCUCCACGCGCAGGAAGGGGGCGCCGUGAUCCUCAAAAACCUCUACUCAUCCGAUGUUGCUUUCCUCGACACUUUCUGCAGAGUCAUGUGGUACGAUUUCUUGAGAGGGAAGAAGAUGGCGGAGGUGGAAGUGAAGCACGUGUGCAUACAAGAGGUGUUCAAGUACGAAUCUGACCUGAUCCCCUGCGAGUUGGGCUGAGCACACGCUGCCAGCAUCCUCCUCCUCCUCCAGCUCGCACGCCUUGGUCCAAAGGCGGCGCAGCGAGGAGGCUGCUGCAUGCUCUGAUGAUUCCGACAAAUCAAAUUAAGAUUAGGUGUUCG
Panicum virgatum (switchgrass) is the source of this 839-nucleotide messenger RNA. RefSeq names its product F-box/kelch-repeat protein At3g06240-like. NCBI's taxonomy places the organism in Eukaryota, Viridiplantae, Streptophyta, Magnoliopsida, Poales, Poaceae. Bases 43 to 717 code for a protein of 224 amino acids. The record is from RefSeq and is a predicted model, not a curated record. The transcript has 2 exons.